AUUAAACACCAGGCGACAGGACCGUUCUGGCCGACCUUCGGUUAGUUACCCGAAGUGGGAGGACGGGAGCGAAAGGACAUACUGCAUAGAGGUCAAAACCGCUGAUGUCGAUACAGCGGCCAGUGUGUUUUGAUGCUGAAGACGAGGCUAACAUAAAAGUGUGUGUAGGGUUAUACCAGGGACUAACUACGUGUGUGGGGUAGUCUACGAUUAUACCAGGGACGUUAGUCUACGAUUAUACCAGGGACGAACUACGAGUGUGGGGUAGUCUUCGAUUAUACCAGGGACUAACUACGUGUGUGUGGUAGUCUACGAUUAUACCAGGGACGUUAGUCUACGAUUAUACCAGGGACGUUAGUCUACGAUUAUACCAGGGACUAACUACGAGUGUGAGGUAGUCUACGAUUAUACCAGGGACGUUAGUCUACGAUUAUACCAGGGACUAACUACGUGUGUGUGGUAGUCUACGAUUAUACCAGGGACGUUAGUCUACGAUUAUAACCAGGGACGUUAGUCUACGAUUAUUCCAGGGACUAACUACGAGUGUGGGGGAAUUUACGAUUAUACCAGGGACGAACUACGAGUGUGAGGUAGUCUACGAUUAUACCAGGGACUAACUACGAGUGUGGGGUAGUCUACGAUUAUACCAGGGACGAACUACGUGUGUGUGGUAGUCUACGAUUAUACCAGGGACGUUAGUCUACGAUUAUACCAGGGACGUUAGUCUACGAUUAUAACCAGGGACGUUAGUCUACGAUUAUAACCAGGGACUAACUACGUGUGUGUGGUAGUCUACGAUUAUACCAGGGACGUUAGUCUACGAUUAUACCAGGGACGUUAGUCUACGAUUAUACCAGGGACGUUAGUCUACGAUUAUACCAGGGACGUUAGUCUACGAUUAUACCAGGAACUAACUACGAGUGUGAGGUAGUCUACGAUUAUACCAGGGACGUUAGUCUACGAUUAUACCAGGGACGUUAGUCUACGAUUAUACCAGGAACUAACUACGAGUGUGAGGUAGUCUACGAUUAUACCAGGGACGUUAGUCUACGAUUAUACCAGGGACGUUAGUCUACGAUUAUACCAGGGACGUUAGUCUACGAUUAUACCAGGGACGUUAGUCUACGAUUAUACCAGGGACUAACUACGAGUGUGAGGUAGUCUAUAACCAGGUUAUACCUGGGACGUGCUAAGAGAUAUAGCGACAUAAUUUGUGUUCCAGCAUGUGAUUCCCGGCUCCUAUUCUUGGGAUUAAAAAAAUCGUUCACGAAUUUCGACUCCAUUGCAAUGACGGACCUGUGUUUGUUAUCGCCAUUAAAACGAAAGUUCAUCGAGAAUUGGAUCCACGAUGUUACGAGGAGUUACGCAGACGGGUCUAUUUGUCGGGUUGUACUAAGCUCUAUCGCCUACGACCCGGACGACAGAGAACAAUGUGCUCGUGCCAGCGACCACACUCUUCCGGACAAAGUUUUCCGCAUAUCCAACCACGACAAACAGAAAAAGUUCGUCGAUUAUACAACAAACAAUAGCAGCCAAGUGCAACAGCUUCCUGCCGUGACGUUUUCAUACGUCAACGCGGAAAAGCAUAAAAAGCACGAUAAUAAUGGCGUUGCUAUGUUCGGAUACGAGAUGUUCAACGAUAAAAACAGAGACAAAAAUGACCAACGGGACGAUAACAAAAGGUUUAUUAUUGUCGACCCACAGAUGAUCAAUCCUUCCGGUCAGACGUCGGUGGUCCGGAAGUCCGUGCAAAAACACCAAGAGAAUGAGACACCCCAUUCUCGCGUGAACAGAGAAUCUUCGUUCACAUAUAAAAAAGAGACAAAGGAAUUUUACGCCAAAUGUAAGCUUCAUUCGAGUAAUAAAAAUGGUUUUGUGAUAUCUCGUUCUAACUUUCGGAAUCAAGGCACAUGGAAAAACCAUAGCUUUCUGGAUUUGCCGAUAAGAUUCAGACAUGAUUCUCAGAAGGCCACACGUGCCUCUCAGUUGACACUCCACUCCAAAGACCCCCCGUCAUCCACCCUACAGAAGGCUGACGGCAACACGCGGAGGAACGAAGUCAACAACCCCAAAAUGAUAACAACUGCAGUAUGGGCGUGGUGACAAAACGUGAAGGACAUCGGUGACGGCACGUGGAGGACAUUGAUGACAGCACGCGCAGGGCUAUGGUGACUGUACAAUAUGGAGGGUUUGGUGACAGCACGUGAAAAUGUAUUGUGUCAGCACGUGUGGAUCUGUGUGUUAUAGAUACAUGUAACUUCAAUCACAUGUUAACAUAUACAUGUCAUUUGAAUAUAUCCAAGAUGAAUUAUAUAAACGUUACAUAGUCAUAUGUCUUUCCAGUUAUAUAUAGAAAUGUGUAUUACAUUAUGUAAUUCCAAAGACAUUUUCAAAGAAGCUUAGCUAGUGUUAUUUACAAAGCGACGACACAUAUUUCAGGAUGUACAAAUAUACUGUUCAUGUAAGUAUAUCGAUUUGUGUUUCAGGAAGGUACCAUGCACUAUAUACUACAACUGUGUACACAUUAUGCAAUUACUUCGAAAAGAAAAUCGUUACUUUGUAGAAAUAAGAUAUUAUGGGCAGCAUAACACAAUUCAAAUGUUAUUGAUUAUCCUACUGUUGAUUCGGUCUGGAUGGCGUCACGAAUUUAUGGUACCAAAGAAUAAAAUCACUUUAUAAGG
Messenger RNA from Pecten maximus, 2681 nucleotides. RefSeq lists its product as uncharacterized. The coding region runs from base 1288 to 2103 and encodes 271 amino acids. NCBI's taxonomy places the organism in Eukaryota, Metazoa, Mollusca, Bivalvia, Pectinida, Pectinidae. The transcript has 2 exons. The record is from RefSeq and is a predicted model, not a curated record.